Fraxinus pennsylvanica is the source of this 1212-nucleotide messenger RNA. The record is from the annotation of a GenBank genome assembly. Lineage: Eukaryota; Viridiplantae; Streptophyta; Magnoliopsida; Lamiales; Oleaceae.
AUGGUAGACGUGGACAGGAGGAUGACCGGUUUAAAUCCGGCUCACAUGGCCGGUCUACGCCGCCUUUCCGCCAGAGCCGCGUCCUCCGCUCCCUCCACCCCACUACCGCCGCGCAACAGUCUUCUAUCCUUCAGUUCCUUAGCAGAUAAAGUUAUCAACCAUCUCAAGAAUUCGGGCAUCCAAGUCCGGCAGGGGUUAUCCGAAGCGGAGUUUGCGUUAGCGGAGGCGGAGUUUGGGUUCGCCUUCCCGCCGGACCUCAAAGCUGUGCUAUCGGCUGGUUUGCCUAUAGGACCUGGCUUCCCCGACUGGCGCUCGUCUGGUUCUGCUCGCCUGCAGCUCCGCGCCUCCAUUGACCUACCAAUCGCUUCCAUUACCUUUCACAUAGCACGGAAUGCUUUGUGGUCCAAGUCCUGGGGUCCGCGCCCAUCCGAUCCGGAAAAAGCCCUUAAAAUAGCACGAAACGCACUCAAACGGGCCCCUCUUCUGAUACCCGUUUUCAACCAUUGUUACAUUCCUUGCAACCCAUGUUUAGCUGGAAACCCCAUAUUCUAUGUCGACGAAACCAGAAUUUUCUGCUGUGGGUUUGAUUUAUCAGACUUUUUCGACAGAGAAUCUUCACUGUUUCAACGCCCAGAACCGAAUAUUCUAUCCAAGCAACGGUCAAUGAGUGAAAAAUCAGCCGGUUCAUCAACAAAUUUUUCAAGAAGAAGUCUUGACACAGUUUUCGGCGGAAGAACUCCAAGAUGGGUGGAGUUCUGGAGUGACGCAGCCAUAGAUCGCCGUCGGAGGAACUCAAAUUCGUCAUCCUCUUCUUCAUCAUCACCAGAAAGGUACUUCGAAAUGCCAAGAUCCAAGAUCCCCAAUUGGGUUGAGGAAUACGUGACUCAAAUUGGAUCAGUCCUCAAAGAAGGCGGGUGGGCUGAAUCAGACGUCUCAGAAAUUGUACACGUGUCAGCAUCCGGGUUCUUCGAAGGCGAGAUGGUGAUGUUGGAUAACCAAGCGGUACUUGAUGCUAUGCUACUGAAAGCGGAUAAAUAUUCCGAUUUGCUCCAGAAAUCGGGGUGGAGCUCGGAGGAGGUUUCAGAUGCAUUAGGGUUUGAUUUCAGACGAGAAAAGGAGAAGAAACCGGUAAAAAAGUUGUCGCCGGAGUUGGUCGAAAGAAUCGGUAAACUGGCUGAGUCGGUCACCGCACGAUCAUCAUCAACGUCAUAA